Messenger RNA from Laetiporus sulphureus 93-53, 294 nucleotides. RefSeq lists its product as uncharacterized. The transcript is spliced from 2 exons. NCBI's taxonomy places the organism in Eukaryota, Fungi, Basidiomycota, Agaricomycetes, Polyporales, Laetiporaceae. The coding region runs from base 1 to 294 and encodes 97 amino acids. The record is from RefSeq and is a predicted model, not a curated record.
AUGUCAGUGCAUCCGGUGCCCGAUAUCGCCUUGUAUGAUUUUGAGCGUGCGCCCCCACUCGGCGUGCACGGAGCAGACGCAGAUGCGGGCUUCGCGAAUCGAGAAGGCGGAUUCACUAUUUGUGUGUGGGCAAAUACGGGGCCCACCGACGGUGGGCAUCUGCGGCCGCCAGAGGAGGCGGCGUCGGCUGCAUGCACGCAAAAGGCCAUCCUGGCCCAACCAUCGACUGCAGAAGAGGAGGAAGGUUCCAGGCUUGACUACUAUGUUACCAGACGCAUUCGGGUUCGCUCGUAG